Mesoplodon densirostris (Blainville's beaked whale) is the source of this 2608-nucleotide messenger RNA. It is a transcript of the gene HAUS2, whose product is annotated as HAUS augmin like complex subunit 2. The record is from RefSeq and is a predicted model, not a curated record. Gene Ontology annotation, biological process: spindle assembly; centrosome cycle; microtubule nucleation. NCBI's taxonomy places the organism in Eukaryota, Metazoa, Chordata, Mammalia, Artiodactyla, Ziphiidae. Gene Ontology annotation, cellular component: mitotic spindle microtubule; centrosome; HAUS complex. Bases 29 to 691 code for a protein of 220 amino acids. The transcript has 6 exons.
GCGCCACCCGGAAAGGCGGCUGCCAGCUAUGGCUGAGGCGAACCCCUGGGACCCGGCGUCCGAGCCAAACGCUGCGGGGCUACUGCUGGGCCAUUUCGUAGCUUCGGGGUUGGUUACUCAGGAGAUGUUAAAUAUAUCUAAGAAAUCAACUUCUUGCUUUGUGAACUUCUCCAGACUACAGCAGAUCACAGAUCUUCAAGCUGAGAUCUACCAGAAAAACCUGGAAAUUGAACUCCUAAGUCUAGAAAAAGAUGCAGCAGAUGUUGUCCAUCCUUCCUUUUUGGCUCAGAAGUGUCAUACUCUGCAAAGCAUGAAUAAUCAUUUGGAAGCGGUGCUAAAAGAAAAGCGGUCCCUCAGGCAAAGACUGUUGAAACCCAUGUGCCAAGAAAACUUGCCUAUUGAAGCUGUUUAUCACAGAUACAUGGUGCAUUUGCUGGAGUUGGCAGUAACUUUCAUUGAGAGAUUAGAAGAUCAUCUUGAAAUAAUUAGAAAUAUCCCUCAUUUAGAUGAAAAUCUAAAGAAAAUGAGCACAGCUUUAGCAGAGAUGGAUAUUUUGGUGGCUGAGACAGCAGAACUGGCAGAGAAUAUACUCAAGUGGCGAGAACAACAGAAGGAAAUUUCCUCUUGUAUGCCCAGAAUAUUAGCUGAAGAAAAUUUUCUUCAUAAAUACGAUGUUACAGUGCCUCCUUAACCUUUUACUUCUAAAGUUAAUGUUCAAACUAUUAAUGCAAGGUAAUUAUCAACUUUUAAUUUUUGUUUAAUUAUAUGUAGUCAUGUGAAGUCCAUUUCUAGUCAAUUAUAACAUGGGUAUUUAUAGACUUUGCCACUAGCAAUACUGAAAGAGCCCUCUUUAUAUUGAAAUACCAAGAUUGCAAGUUCAUUAAGACAAAACUGAAUUUUCCUUUGUUUUUCAAUGUAUUUUCAUUCCACUUUUCAAUAAAACUCAAAUAUAACUAUGAUAAUUAACGUGAGUGCAUUAACCAUAUCUUAGGCAGCAGACUUUAUUAUGUUGUUUUUUAAAAAAAUGCUUGUUUCUGAGUUAGAAGAGUCUUGAAUCUGAAAGCAUGUUGCUUAUUCCCGUGAGAUUGUCACUAAGUAUGCAAAAAAGAGCAAAAUAGCAGACCUGACCGCUAUCCUGUGAAAGGCCUGCUCGUAAGGUUGGUCCUUGACUGGCAUCUGGGAACUUAGAUUUCUAGGGUUCCCUCCACUCACUGAUAAGAGUUGCUCGCUGUGACUAAGGUGUUUUUACAGUGUGGUUUGUGCUGAACACCAGCUUCUUCCUGGGAGUCUAGAAUUUUGGUAUAUGCUAGGCAGAAGGUACCUAUGUGACUAGCCCGCAGUAAUAACCCUGGCACUGCAUCUUUAAUGAGCUUUGUGGUAGACAACAUUUCACACGUCACAACUCAGUUGCUGGGGGAAUUAAGCACAUCCUGUGGGACUCCACUGGCAGGGACUCGAAGAUUGUGCCUGGUUUCCCCCGGACUUUGCCCCAUACACCUUUCCCUUUGCUCUUUUGCUUUGUGUGCUUUUGCUGUAGUAAAUCAUAGCCAUGAGUACAGUCAUAUGCUGAGUCCUAUGACUCCUCCAAGCAUAUCAUCAAACCCAGGAGGUGGGAGGGGGCUCUUGGGGACCCGACACACUAAGCAAUUCCAGAGGGUGUUCACUGGCAGCCUUAGAAAUAGGCAAAGAAGUAGAGCAAAGCAAAGAAAAAGGCACAUUCUUGUAAAACUUACAGAGGUUUUACAAAUUGCUCAGAUAUUUUACCUGAGAUUAUUAUGCAUAUAAAAGGGAGUGGUAUACUAAGUCUCAGGAUGCUUUCAUUUAUAUCAGUAGUACAACUACCCUUGGCUUAUUUUCAGACUUGGGGUUCUCUUUCGCUUUAUUAUUAUUUUUUUUUUUUGGCUGCGUCAGGUCUUAGUUGUGGCAUGCGGGAUCUUCGUUGUGGCGCCCAGGCUCUUUGUUGCGGCCCACGGGCUUCUCUCUAGUUGUGGUGUGCGGGUUUUCUCUCUCUAGUUGUGGCGCGCAGGCUCCAGAGCACAUGGGCUCUGGAGUUUGCAGCACACGGGCUCUCUAGUUGAGGCACAAGGGCUCAAGUAGUUGUGGCGCGCAGGCUCAGUUGCCCUGUGCCAUGUGGGAUCCUAGUUCCCCAGCCAGGGAUCAAACCUACGUCCCCUGCACUGGAAGGUGGAUUCUUUACCACUGGACCACCAGGGAAGUCCCCUCUUCUGCUUUAAAUGGAUGCUUCAAUAAUUUUAUACUGUCCUAUUCUCUGUAUCACUGGAGUUCACUCAUCCUUGUAUUCAUCACACUCUUAAAGGCAAGAAGACCUCAACAUAGUGGAUGAGUUAGGUAGUUUUUCAUAAGGAAACAGGAUCAUCACCCAAUACUACCCCUGCUAAAAAACAUGUCUUGAAGCCUAUUUUGCUGACCUUUGCAAAUGGGAUAUAGAAGAGUGGUCAUAAUUUCUUGAACAUUGCCUAGACUCUUUAAGCAAAACUUUUAGUUAUAUUUCAUUAGAAAUCUGUUCAAGCCCAGCCUUGGUUUCAAACAUCUUACUAAGCUUCUUCAUGUAUCGUCAUACAUACAUAUAUAUAUAUAUGAGUAUAUG